UGUAAACGUCAUGACGCAAUAAUAACAAUAAAACAUAUUUUUCAUUUAUUUUUACAGUAAAUUAUUUUAAAGUGAUAUUACAACAAAACCCCUAUGUCUGAGAACGAGAAAACACAAAUUGUGUUAGUGAACGGGAAACCUCAUAGGAAACAAAUUAUUCUAGCUGAUGUUAAUAUUCCAUAUAAAUUUUCUAUCGACAGAAACAAAAAUAAAUUAUUUUUUUGUAUAAAUGCUGAUGAGUUUUCCGAACAAAGUUUUCAGUCUGUCGUUGUAGAUUUAAAUUCAGGAAUGGUCAAGAUUGUGCCCAAUAUACGUAACGGAUUUGCAAGUGCUGUCGAUCAAACUACUGGAACAGUUUAUCUUGGUGGUAGCGACGGCAUAUAUGAGUAUAACCAUAUAACCCAGGAAGUCGAUAGACCAGCAGUUGUAAGUGGUGUCGAUGUAUUCGAUAUGCAUUUCAAAGAUUAUUUAUAUUUUGUAGAAACUACUAAUCUUGAUCUUUAUGUGCUAAGAAAUAGCAAGAAAACGAUUGUUUAUAACGUCGAAGAAUACGGAAUUUAUCAUUUCGCGAUAGAUGGUGGUGAUAACGCAAUACUCGCAAAUCCAAAUGGUAUUUUCUUUCUAUCUAAGAAAGCUAAAUCACCAGUAAUGUUUGCUGAUAGUAUUAGAAACAUUCGCGGAAUCACAACUGAUAAGAAAGGGAAACCCUAUUUGAUAGCCAAGAAUGGAAUUUAUUUGAUGGAUCAGAAGAAUUUACAACUUUUUAAAAUUUUGCCCUUGACGGAUGGUUACGGGCUAGCAUUCGAUAAUAAUAAUAACAUUGUGUACAGUGACGAAAGAUCAGUAAUAAAACUAACUCCAUGUAAUUGAACAAUGAAAAAGCUUACUUUAUAGUG
This is a messenger RNA of Vanessa atalanta (red admiral), 896 nucleotides long. RefSeq names its product ommochrome-binding protein-like. The record is from RefSeq and is a predicted model, not a curated record. Gene Ontology annotation, molecular function: protein binding. Lineage: Eukaryota; Metazoa; Arthropoda; Insecta; Lepidoptera; Nymphalidae. The transcript has a single exon. Bases 94 to 870 code for a protein of 258 amino acids.